CGCUUAUUUGAUACCAGAGAGACCAAUGGAGCCUGCUGAAGUACCAAGUCAGGUUAGCAAAGAUAAUUUUUUAGAAGUUCCUAACUUAUCUAGUUCUGUUUGUGAAGAUGAAGAAGUUAAAUCUACCUUCAAACCUGGUUUCUCCCCUCAGCCAAGUAGACGAGGUUCUGAGUCUUCUGAAGACAUGUACCUGGACACACCAACUUCAGGUUCCAGAAGAGUUUCAUUUGCUGACAACUUUGGAUUCAAUCUUGUAUCUGUUAAAGAAUUUGAUUGCUGGGAAUUACCAAGUGUUUCAACUGAUUUUGACUUAAACAAGGAUUUUUUUCACACAGAAGAAUAUGUUUUAGCUCCACUCUUUGAUUUGCCUUCUUCACAAGAAGAACUUAUGCAACAACUUCAAAUACAGAAAGCAAUCCUGGAGUCAACUGAGUAUCUUCCUGGGUCUACAAGUAUGAAGGGGAUUAUUCGAGUUUUGAAUAUAUCUUUUGAGAAGUUAGUGUAUGUGAGAAUGUCCUUAGAUGACUGGCAGACAUAUUAUGACAUUUUAGCAGAGUAUGUUCCUAAUUCAUGUGAUGGGGAAACUGACCAGUUUUCUUUUAAGAUUUCAUUGGUUCCUCCUUACCAAAGAGAUGGCAUUAAAGUUGAGUUUUGUAUACGCUAUGAAACUUCUGCUGGUACAUUUUGGUCAAAUAAUAAUGGCACAAAUUAUACAUUAGUUUGCCAAAAGAAAAAACAAGAGCCAGAGCCUGUAAAGCCAUCGGAAGAAGUUUCUAGUAGACAAAUAAAAGGCUGCUUAAAGGUAAAAUCAAGUAAAGAAGACUCAUCACUACCAUCAGAAAAGGAUAAUUUGGAGAAUGCAAAAAUUGCAGAUACCUAUAUCCCAACAAUCAUUUGUUCUCAUGAAGACAAGGAAGACUUGGAAGGCAGCGAUCAAAAUGUAAAAGAUGUGAAUAAGGAACAUGACGAACAUAAUGAAAAAGAAUUAGACUUGACUAUAAAUCAGCACUUAAUAACUAGAAGUGCUGCUUCCAGAGAUGAAAAGAAUAUACUUCCAACAAAUUCAGACAAUUUUCCAAAUAAAGCUGAAGGGUUAGAGAAGAAGGAAAUCCACGGUGAAAUAUGCACUAACUUGUACAAAAGGCCUUUGUCUCCAAGUUUAUCACCAGAAAGCUCCUCAAAGGGAGAUUUUUACCACCCUGAAAAAUAUUCUUCAGGAAAUGAGUGUAGUCAUCAACCUUCAGAGGAAAUUGCUUCAGAUGUAGGAGGGAUCAAGCCAUCAUUGGGAGAUUCUUGUAGUGACGAAUUAGUGCAAUUACACAUCAGCAGCAAGCAAGUCCUGGAUGAUAAUGCUAAUCCAGCCCGAGGAAGCAGUCGAGUGCAAAUAUCACAUCCCUCCUCAGAUCAACUAACAGCAGGAGGUCUUAAUAAGAAUUAUGAAGGAGGAACUGAGAAAAUUAAAGUAAAAGAUUGGGAAGGUUUAAGAAGAGAUUUCCAUUCAGAUGUAACCACGUAUCUGGAAGAAGCAGAAAAUGGAUCCUCCAAGGAAGAUUAUGGCAAGGGUAAAGAUGGAAAGGAGCAAAGAAUAUGCUUAGGUGUUAACAAAAAACGAAACAAAAAGUUUCAAUCAAUCUUAUAUGACCAAGAAAGAAAAAUGGGCCACUCUGAAAUAAGUGUGGAAGGAACUAAAGCUAGUAACAGAGACCUAACUGCUCUGUCAAACAAAGAUACUGCAAUUUCCACCUGGGCGAUCACAGCAGAUACACUUCCCUCACCAAGGACAAAUGAAAAUUGGGAUGAAGCUGUGUUAACAUCUCCACAGAGAUAUCUGUCACCUGGCAAAGGCACCACUUUAGAAGGGAUAAGUAGUCAAGUUGGUUCACCAAGAAAUGGGAAUGUUUUGAAGGAUGAUUAUCUUUUCCAAGUUGAAGGAAAACAAUCAGAUUGGAUUAAUCCUGAAGAUCAGAAUAAGAACACAUUGCAUAAACGAAAUUGGAAUGUUCCGGAAAGUGAGGGGAAAGAAAGAAGGAGUAAGGCAAAUAUAACAGAGCAGGUGAAAGAACAAGAAGAUUAUAAAGACAUGAGGGGAAAAAGAGAUAACAUGAGGAGUUUGAAAGCUACUCCUACAGAAGAAUUGUUUACCUGCCAAGAAACACAGUGUUAUGAACUGUCUUCUCUAGCUGAUCAUGGUGUUACUGAGAAAGCACAAGCAGUUACAGCUUAUAUAAUUAAGACAACAUCAGAAAGUACUCCAGAAAGCAUGUCUGCUGGAGAAAAAGCAAUAAUUGCUAAGCUACCUCAAGAGACAGCACGAAGUGACAAGCCCAUCGAGGUAAAAGAAGCAGCUUUUGAUCCACAUGAAGGGAGAAAUGAUGAUUCACAUUAUACCCUUUGUCAACGAGCUACAGCAGAUGUAAUCUAUGACAAUGAUUUUGAAAAGGAGUCAUGUUUAGGUGUUUGUAAUGUACAUGUAGAUGAAAUGGAGGAGAAAGCCACGUCUAUGUGCAAUCCUGGGAAGACACAUGACAGGGAGAAACAUGGCAUUGGAAAUGGAACAUCGAUAGAAGAAUCUUCACAGAUCAUUACAGGCAAUCAAAAAGCAACAUCAAAACUGGAUUUACAUUUUGAAGUGCUAUCAGCAGGCAAAAUAAUAGUCCCAGAAAAUAGAGAUCAGGGGCAGCUCCAAGAAUUGUCAAGGAAAACAGACUUGGAUGCUGUUGCUCUUUUUGCUUUUAACUCAGACGCUAACAGAGCGUCUCAGAAUGGUUCUCAUGUUUCCAGUCACCAUACUGAAACUUCAGUGCCAUCUUACAAACAGGCAAUUGCAGUGGAGAGUACAAUUAUUCCUACCAAAUCAGAAUAUAACUGUAAUCCCACAAAUGAAGUCCAGGAUCAUUCUGGGUCUGAACUGGAGGAUGUUUCCAAAAGUUCAGAAAUAAUGACACUAGGAAGUAGUAAAGAAAGAUGCAUGGGUCAGAUUUCCCAACCAGAAGAAUGCAGUGUGGAAAAAUCUGUAAGACCAAUGAUUUUAAUCAGUGAACCUCUUGAUCAAAUGGAUGAAACAAGGCAUGAAAAUAAAGGAUUAAUAAACUCUGGACAGUCACAAUGUUCUUCAGGUGACAAGGAAUCUGAGAGCUCUGCUUCUGCUAGUGUCCCUAUCCAGGAAAAUCAAGCUCAAAUCAAUGAUUCUCUGAUUUCAAAAUACAGCAACUCUAAAAUACCUUAUUUCCUGUUGUUUCUGAUAUUUCUUAUAACCAUCUACCAUUAUGACUUAAUGAUAGGCUUGGUGUUCUACCUGAUUUCAUUGUACUGGCUAUACAGGGCAGGGGGGAGACAAAAAGAGUCAGUCAAAAAGAAGUAACCCUGGCAUUACUAUUGUUUUCUCUUGAAAGAUAAGCUUUUUAGCCCCAAACAUUUGGAUUGGUGAAAGAGACUGUUCAUUGUUCAAAGAGCCAGUGCAGUUUUUCUCUUGAAGGAUCAUUUAAAAAGGAAUGCGUAUGGAGUUUGCUCCUUCAUAUAAGUAAUUAUUCUAUAUAGGACCAUUAUGUUUGGAUCAUUAAAUACCUAUAUGAAUAUAAGAUCUGAAGCACGUCAAGUUGAAAUUAGGUACAGCUGUUGCUCCUUAGCAAGCUAUGAAGUUGCAAUGCUUCAUGUCUCUUCACUACUUAAAGUGCUAUUUCUUGCGUUCAUUUCUUCUGCAGUAAAGCUUCAUUUUUUUUUCCCUGAGAGCACUUCCCCCUCCAUACAGUUUUUAAAAAUAGAUAAAACACGGACAAUGGCAGAUGAUUUUUUUCAUCCUUUAGAAUUGACCAUGAAAUUUGUAUUUUGUACUGUAUCAGUGUAUAUUGAUAGAGCAAAUAUUUCAACCUCUACUUCAUACACUUAGGAAAAUAUCCAUGUAUACUGAAAUAUGUAAACUUAACUUAAAGAAAUACAUUCUGUUCACUUGAAUUAUAAUUUAUACACAUACAACUUAUAUCUCCAUUAUACCUACAAAAUCAGGACAUUCAUAAGCCAAAUUUGACAAAGACUGAAACAACUGGGAAAUUAUCUUUCCAUUCUACAAAAUUUUGUGGAUAGCCUGUGUUGAAGCAAUGUUUUUCUCUUAUGAAGAGAAACCGUAACACAGCUGAAUAAUUUCAAUGCCAACUAUUAUUCAGACUUGAAAAUUUAAAUUAAAAGUUCCACAAGUAUCACUUCAGAAUGACUUUGUACCUAUAAAGCAUAAGACAUUAAGUGAAAAUAAUAAAAAAAGUAUUCAAAUGAACUAUUUUUCUAUGUGGUAACAUUUUGCCAUCAAACAAAUUUUUAAUCUUUUCUCAUGGUAAAACAAUGAAUUAUGCUCCAAGGUGCACUUAGAGUACAAACACCUAGUCUUCAGUGAUACUUCUUAUAUAAUUAUCAGAUUGAGAGAUGAAAACUCAAACUUUAAAGUAGGCAAUAGGUAUAUGUAGAAACCUACUGAAGAAAAAAUGAAUAUCAUGGAUAGCAGAGACUUUGAAUGCAAUAAUUAUGUAUGGAUAAAGGUGUGAAAUAAUAGAAUUAAUCACUUUAGAUCAUAAGGAUAUUAGAAAUAUUUGUUUCAACAAUUAUUUAUUAGGUGGCUUGUAAUAUGCAAAGUCCUGUUCUCUGUUCUAUGGCAGAGCAGUUCCUUUGAUUCUCUGUAUAGCUAGUCCUAGGUAUAGAAAUAUAGUGUGACACUCUUUAGUUUGCUAAGAGUAUGGAAAAAUGUCCCACACAAGAAGCCUUUUAAAAUGAUUCUUUUUCAAGAGAAUUUCUUUCAUAAAAUAUGUAACAUUGAUCCUUUAAGAAGGUAAUCUUUUCAUUUACCUGUAAUGACAAAUUCAACAAGUAAAACAAGCAUAUUAUUAUCUCUCACAUCUAGGAUAUAUACAUCUAUGAAAAGGUAAAAGAAGAAUGAAUCAUAUAAGUGGACUUUCCUCUGGUAGUAAAUGAUUUCCUUAAUUUUCGUUAGAUACAUAACCUUUUUCCCAAUCCCCUGUUUGCAUGCUACUCUUAAACCCCAUUGAAAAUGAAUGCAUGAAUUCAACACUUUAGUUGACCAAAUAUAAACAUCCUGAAGUAGAACUUAGGGCAAAUAUUUGAUUGUUUAAGAGAGCCAAGUAGAAUACUCUAUGCGGUGCCUAGAAAUUAUCUCUAAAAUUUCUGUCUUGAUAAUUUUGUUGACCGGUCUAAAUUACAAAGGAGUUAGCAUUGGCAUUUCUUCAGUUCUUCAGAGCUUGGUCUUUAAGUUCUACAUUUGAAGAGUUUUAGUCAAUAUGUCGUAUUUCAUUAAUGCAAUUAGCACUGUAUGACUGUAUAAGCACAGGUGCCAGAAUGGGAAUUCUUCCCUUAAAAAGAUAACAUAAUCUCUUUUAUCUCUAUUAUUUGACUUUUCAUAGCAUUAAUUUAUCAGACUUUCUCAUACAUUUAUUAUAAAACAAUAUGAAGUUCCAAAGGAUUUUAAAUACUCAUCUUUGUAUGUCUUUGCAUGCAAUACAGAAAUCCUAAAUGACUAAACUGACCAGGAACUAGAGAAAAGGUGAGAUCAAAAAGAAUUAACCUAGAAGGUAACACACAUGCACAGGAAAUUAAUCUGAGUCAACUCCCUGUAUAGCUAUC
This is a messenger RNA of Castor canadensis (American beaver), 5622 nucleotides long. RefSeq names its product protein phosphatase 1 regulatory subunit 3A (gene Ppp1r3a). Gene Ontology annotation, cellular component: protein phosphatase type 1 complex. Gene Ontology annotation, molecular function: protein phosphatase 1 binding; glycogen binding. The record is from RefSeq and is a predicted model, not a curated record. Lineage: Eukaryota; Metazoa; Chordata; Mammalia; Rodentia; Castoridae. Gene Ontology annotation, biological process: regulation of glycogen biosynthetic process.